AUGACUGUUACGGCUCGUCCCACUCAUGCUACUGAGAAGCCCACCAUGACUGUUACGGCUCGUCCCACUCAUGCUACUCAGAAUCCCACCAUGACUAUUACGGCUCAUCCCACUCAGAAGACCACCAUGACUGUUACGGCUCAUCCCACCACUCAUGCUACUGAGAAGCCCACCAUGACUGUUACGGCUCGUCCCACUCAUGCUACUGAGAAGCCCACCGUGACGGCCCCUACCCGUGGGACUAGGAUUCCGCAUUGGAGUGAUAUGACUAUUACUGUCAGCACCGGAUCUGCCAGCAGCACACAGGCGGAGUGCGGCAGCACAGAUGAGUGCGCCGGGACGACUAAGCCGGCGCACGAGUGCCGGUCCAGCGACUGCGACACUCCCUGCGGCCGCGGUGCCUGCGGCAAUGAGGAUCAUGGUAUUGAUCUGGUCAUCCACGACCAGCCGAAGAAGAUCAGAAUCGCUGUUGAUAACUAA
This is a messenger RNA of Gregarina niphandrodes, 480 nucleotides long. RefSeq lists its product as hypothetical. NCBI's taxonomy places the organism in Eukaryota, Apicomplexa, Conoidasida, Eugregarinorida, Gregarinidae. The record is from RefSeq and is a predicted model, not a curated record. The transcript has a single exon. The coding region runs from base 1 to 480 and encodes 159 amino acids.